This is a messenger RNA of Colletotrichum siamense, 5472 nucleotides long. It is a transcript of the gene gloL-0, whose product is annotated as Highly reducing polyketide synthase gloL. The transcript is spliced from 8 exons. Gene Ontology annotation, biological process: fatty acid biosynthetic process; secondary metabolite biosynthetic process. The record is from RefSeq and is a predicted model, not a curated record. Gene Ontology annotation, molecular function: fatty acid synthase activity. Bases 1 to 5472 code for a protein of 1823 amino acids. NCBI's taxonomy places the organism in Eukaryota, Fungi, Ascomycota, Sordariomycetes, Glomerellales, Glomerellaceae.
AUGGAAACGAAAUCUGACUCUUCAAGGCCUGUACCCGCUGAUGAUCAAGGUACAGCAACGGGACUCUAUGAGCCAAUCGCUAUUAUCGGCAUGGGAGUGCGGCUCCCCGGACAUGUUCAUACCCCAGCAGACUACUGGGACCUUCUAUUCAAUGGCAGAAGUGGACGGUGCCGCGUUCCCAAGAGUCGAUACAAUGUCGAAGCCUGGUAUGGUCCGGGCAGACCCAACCAUGUCCCAACGGAGUUUGGCUACUUCCUCGAGGAACUGAAUCUAGCACAUGUGGAUCCUAGCUUCUGGUCUUUCACAAAACAGGAAGCUGAGCGCAUGGAUCCUCGACAGCGACUAUUUCUUGAAGUUGCUUACGAGGCUCUUCAGAGUUCCGGAACCACAAAGUUCAGGGGUACCGAUGUUGGCGUCUAUGUUGGCACCAUGGGCGACGACUGGAGUCAGCUUGAGUCUCGCGACGAGCAGAGCCUCGAGCAAGUUCGACCUGAUGUAUAUGGAGAUUAUAUCCUUGCAAACAGAGCCUCGUAUGAGUUCGACUUGACCGGACCGAGAGGAGAAGGCGUUUCUGUAGUCUACAUUAAGAAGCUUUCGGAUGCCGUACGGGAUGGCGACCCCAUCCGGGCGGUCAUUCGGUCUACAUGUCUGUCCGGCAAUGGAAGAACCCCGGGUCUUACCACACCAAGUUCCCAGAGUCAUGAGAGACUGAUGAGACGAGGGCAUCGGAUAGCCGGUAUUACGGACUUGUCGAAGACUGCGAUGGUUGAGUGCCAUGGAACUGGAACCUCUGUUGGCGACCCUAUUGAGGUCGGCGCGGUUGCCAAUAUUUGGGGAGAUCACGGCAUCUACAUCGGAUCGGUCAAACCUAAUAUUGGUCAUGGCGAAGGUGCAUCGGGGUUAUCCAGCAUCAUCAAAAUGGUAUUAGCAUUGGAAAACUCGACAAUCCCACCCAAUAUCAACUUCAAGACGCCUAAUACAGCAAAUCUACUUCUAGCACCCAAAGAGCAGAGCAGACUUGCCGAGGCGGAAUUCUCACAGCCAUGUCUUGUUGCCAUCCAGGUCGCUCUUGUGGAUUUGCUCAGAUCAUGGGGUGUCACACCCGAUGCCGUUGUCGGACACUCUUCAGGAGAAACUGCCGCCGCUUAUGCAAGUGGAGCAAUCACAGCUGAAGAUGCUAUUCGCAUUGCAUACCACCGAGGUCAGAUUACCCUGCUCAUCAAAGCCGCCCAUAAAGGCUCCAUGGCCGCAGUCGGACUUGGUCGAAGUCAGGUUCAGAAGUUUCUCCGCCCAGGUGUUAUGAUCGGCUGUGAGAACUCACCCGCCAGCGUGACGUUGUCUGGUGAGGCAGAUGUGCUUGAAGACGUGAUGAAAGACAUCAUGGCCGAACACCCUGGAGUGCUAGCACGGAGCCUUCAUGUUGAGUGCGGGUACCAUUCGCAACAUAUGAAAACAGCAGAGAUGGACUUUACAAGACGAUUGGAGGGGUGGUUGCAGCCAGUUAAACCGAAAAUCCCAUUUUAUUCGUCGGUCACAGGCAUACUGAACAACGAUAUGUCUCACUCAUACUGGGUACGAAACGUGGUUUCUCCAGUUCUAUUCAGCACAGCAGUUGAGUCUGUUCUCGACGAUUUCAAGUCAGCAGCUUUCGUGGAGAUAGGUCCACAUUCCGCCCUCGCUGGCCCUAUACGGCAGAUCUUGCACAGCAAGGGUCGGGUCGCUCAGUAUGCCCCGACCUUAGUCCGCAAUGAGGAUGCGGUAUCCUGUGUUUUGAAGACCGCAGGAGAGCUGUGGUCAGUUGGCGCUAGUAUUGAGCUCGCCGCAGUCACACCAGCCGGGAACUUUCUGACAGAUAUACCAACAUACCCUUGGCACUAUGACAAAGAGUAUUGGGUCGAGAGUAGACUUUCUCGAUCCUGGCGUCUGCGCAAGUUCGACCAUCACGAGCUGUUGGGCACUCGGGUUGAGGAGAUCUCCGAUGCUUGUCCUGCCUGGAGAUGCAAUCUCAGAGUCGAGGAUGUUCCUUGGAUCCGAGAUCAUAUGAUUCUCGGAGAGAACGUAUUUCCUGCAGCCGGAUUUGUGUCCAUGAUCGGGGAAGCGUUGAAGCAACUGAAAGGGUCCGUCAACUACACCCUCGGGCAUGUCACGUUUGAUUCCGCUUUGGUGCUGAACGACCGUCCGGUCGAGCUCGUCACUGUUCUCAAUCCUCCGCCACCCACGCCGUAUCUGGAUUCGGAAUGGUACGAGUUCUCGAUAUCUUCGCUUAGUGAAGGCGGUGACACUUGGGUCAGACAUGUCACGGGCGAGUGCAAAGCUGGCUCUGAUUCAGGCCACCAGUUCCCAGAAGUUGUGAAACUUCCCCGCAAGGUCUCCUUGGACUCCUUCUACAGUACCUGGAAGAGGUUUGGACUGGAAUACGGUGCCAGGUUCCGGAACCUUGCCGAUGCUAGCUCCCAUGUUACCGAACCGACAGCCAUUGCAUCUCUGCAAACGGAAUUAUCAGACUACGAAAUGGCAUCCUACGCCAUUCAUCCCACAGCUCUUGAUUCGAGCAUGCAUUUUGCGAUGGUCGCAUCAUGUCGUGGUCUUACCAAAAACUUUAAGCAGAUGGCGAUUCCUACAUACAUCGAGGAAUUGUAUGUUAGCAGACCCUCAGGAAAGAUACACCUCGAAGCGACGGCGACUGAGAACUCGUCGAUGAAAUUGUCAAGCUACAUCACCGGAGUAUCUGAUGGUGAAACUGUCAUUGACAUCAGAGGCCUUGAGGUGGAGCCUGUUGCUGGUAGCUCUGCCAUCCAAGCCGAGGAUACCCAUGCAGGCGCUAUUGUGGAAUGGAAACCCGACAUUGACUUCCUAGACCCUACUCAUAUUGUUCGUGUCCAAGACCUUGAUUCUUGCGACAAAAGCCUGGAAAAGCUGGUGUUAGCAUGUAUUGUGGAGUCGAGAGCGCAAUUGCAGUUCCUUCCAGCAACGCAACCACAUUUCGUCGACUUCAAGAGCUGGCUGGACGCCACAUAUCGACAGACUGUGGCUGGAGAACACCAAGAUCUUGCCAGUGCAUUUGAUAUCGCAAACACUACUCCUCAGUUGAGACAGGCGCUCAUCGCAGACAUGCUAGAAGCUUGCAAGGGCACACCCACGGAAAGCCUUGCGCUGGCAGUCCAUCGUGUGUACACGAAUGCUGCGGCGUGCUUCACUGGCAGGCCAGACGCUAUCAAGGCCAUAGAUUCUGCCAUUUCAAUGGCUGAAGAUGUGAAAACUCUCAGCGACAUCGAUCUCGCAUCUUUCCUUCAGCUUUCGGGCCACAAGAGGCCGAAUAUGAACAUUCUACAAAUCGGUGGUCCCAACGACACUGCCGCUACCAUCAACAAGAUAUUGUCAGCUCUUUCAUCUGAUAACUUUGGCGACCGUCUCUAUGGAAACUACGUCUAUGCCUGCACAUCAUCAGAACCUUCCACUUGGGUGCAGGACUGUUUACGAAAUUAUCCUGCUGCCAAGUACAGUAAUCUCAAUACUGAUGCUGACUUUACAUCUCAGGGAUUCAGAAACGAGUCGUUUGAUAUUAUACUUGUUUUGGAUGGAGGAUCAUUUUCGAGAACCAAUUUGAAAAAGAUGCGCAAAUUGCUGAAGUCUACGAGGGGCAUAAUACUCGGGCAGACAAAUUCGGCAUCAAGAACUCUCCAGUAUGUCACGGGCCUUCUACCACAGUCGAAUUCGUUGUCGGAGAAUCUGGAACAAGAGCACUAUCUUCGAGAUCAGCUACAGCAUGCUGGCUUCGAUGGUAGUUCGGCCGCUACGCUCUUGGGCGAUUAUUCACGCAUGACCAUCGCCCGCCCUUUCUCGGACCACUGGAAGACCGACCAAAUCAGCAUCAUCUGCGAGGACCCAGCCCAUAAUUUAGUCAAAGACGCAACGGAGGCUCUUCGUGGGCUCGGUAUAGAUCUCGACUUCGUCGUCCUGGGCGACGAACUGCCAUGGGGACAGCCAGUCGUGAGCCUCUUGGAUCUUGAAGGCUCUUUCAUCCAUGGAAUGUCACAGCAAGGAUGGGAAGAUCUCAAGAAGACCAUUCUUUCGGCACAAGAUGAGAAGGUGCUGUGGGUGACCGGGGCUUGCCAAAUCGAAUGCAAGAAUCCGAAUUAUUCCCUGGUAUUGGGCCUCGCCCGAACUCUUCGCAGGGAACUUUCAAUGGAUUUUGUUACCUUGGAGCUUGAGUCAUUUGACACCAAUGGCUGGAAAGCUAUGCAUACCAUCCUCAAUAGCUUCGGACAGCGCAUCACUGGAGGUGACGUGGAUCCAGAGUCGGAGUACGUAUUUUCACAAGGCUUGCUUCACAUUAGUCGCUUCCAUUCAGUCGAAGUCUCGAAGCUCUUGCAAGAGUCGAGUGAAGCCUCCAGUGAAGAGAUUCGGGGUCACAAAGGGCUUUCUCAAGUGCCUGAGACCGAUAUGUUAGACAACUGCCAUUUCUCUGCCAGCUCAUUGACACCGUCCAUGACCUGCCGCUCGGAUCGAACUUAUGUUUUUGUCGGUGGGCUCGGCGGACUCGGACAGGCCACGGCAAGAUUUCUUGUCGAGCGAGGAGCCAGAGAGCUCAUUUUCUUUUCGAGGUCAGCUGAGCAGUCAGCUAAGGGUCAUCCUGAGUAUUUUGAAGAGUUGAGGGCUUUCGGAUGUGUUGUCCAAGCGAUCUCUGGGAGUGUCAAUGUCAUGGAUGAUGUUGCAAAAAUGGUUCACUCGGCAAACCGUCCGAUCGCUGGGUUGCUACAAGCAGCUAUGGUUCUCCAGGAUAUCAACAUCACCGACAUGACCUUUGAACAGUGGCAAACAGCAGUUGACCCGAAGGUGCAGGGGACUUGGAAUCUCCACAAUGCUUUGCAGCAGCACCAAAGCGAGCCCCUUGACUUCUUGUUUCUUUUCAGUUCGCUCUCGGGUCUUGGAGGUCAGAUUGGUCAGGCAAACUAUGCAGCAGGUAACGCCUUUCUUGACGCCUUCGUGCAGUAUCGCCACUCCAAGGGACUGGCUUGCUCAGUUCUCGACAUUGGCAUUAUGGAAGAUAUUGGUGUCUUAGCGAGGGAGCAGAAUCGUCUUGAAGCCCUGCGGGCGACGAAGCAACAUUGCCUGCACGAACAGGACCUUCUUGAUGCUUUGGAGUUGAUGAUCGGACGGUCUCAGCCAGUACCCGAAGAAGAGAUUCACGCCAUUCAAAACGCAAUUCCCAGCUCCAGUCUAGUUGCCAUCCUCAACACCAUUCUCUUCAUUUCAUUCAUCUCUACGUCGUUUCCCAGACUCCAUACCUUCGACCACAAGAUGCAGUUCAACGCUAUUCUCCUCACCCUCGGCCUGUUGAGCGCCACUGCUUCCGCUGAGACUAUUCUCGGAUGCUGGAACGGCCGAUUCACCUGCGCUGGCGCUUGUAUCAACAAGGGCGAGUGCAAAGAAAUUCAGAGCAGCGACAACGCCUGGUGCUGCGUUGUUUGA